UGCUAUUAUACACCCAGCUACUAUGACAUCAUUAAGAAGGUAUGUAUAUUACUAUAUAGAUGACGUACAAUGUACAUGGAGAAACAACCAAUCAGUCGCCCUCAGUCCCCUUCCUGAUCCUCGCGCACUUGCAUAUGCGGAGGAAUUUGACUUCUAAUAAUAAUAAUAACUAGAUAUUAAACUCUAGGUGUAGUGUGUGUACUUGUUAUGGCUAUCCUAUUGCAGGGAUCACUUUUUAUCCUACUAAUGCUGCAGUUCUGUGUGCAUGGAGACUAUGUUAUCAUUGUGAGGAUUUUCAACUACAAUAACCCUACCAACACUGGUGUUUUCCGUGGUGCUAGUGACUGCUGUGAUGGUGUUCGCGAAAACGAUAUGUGCAGUAUUAUUCAUCGAAGAUGUGACAACAGAUUCACAUUCUGUGUGAAGACACUCAGUGAUUCAGAGGAUGGAACCAGUUCUUGCAUAAGUGAGUUUCUGAUGACCCCAGAGAUCAACUUCAAUGAUGCUCCCAUCGCCUUUACUGGGUCCACCUGGCUGGGAUUAGACAACCCCUUCAGACUGAAUGGCAUCACCACAGCAUGGCAGGGUGCCCAGGUCUACGUAGAAGUCUAUGACCGGGAUGCAAAUACAGAUGGUAGUAUAUCUUACCAACUAGUUGAUCAGUGGAGGCUGUCUGUAGAGCACCUCAAUGUUACUGCUGGUGCUGCCUUUGGUCCACCGCUCAACUACCCUGGAAUACAUGGCUAUAGUAAUCUCAACGUAAUUUUCAGAGUAGAGUGCGCAGAAAGCUACUAUGGAGUGUUGUGUGAGAAUCUCAAUGAGUGUUUGUCCGAGUCUAUAGACUGUAAUCAAGGCAACUGUGUGGACGGUGAGGGAUUGGAAACCUGUGUGUGUAACCCUGGAUACACUGGACAGUUUUGUGAAACAGAGAUCAAUGAGUGUGAAGUUUUGAACAUUGACUGCAACGAGAAUGAACAGUGUAUGGAUGAGUUGAACUCUUACUCCUGUGUCUGCAAUACUGGCUACACCGGUGCUGAUUGUGAGACUAACAUUGAUGAUUGUGAAAGUAGGAACUGCAGUGGAAAUGGUGUGUGUGUGGAUGGUGUUAACUCAUUCCGUUGUGGAUGUAUGUCUGGCUUCACUGGAGAGAUGUGCAGUGUGGAGAUACAAGCUGCUAUAGCUGGUGAAGUGGUGGGAGGACUGGUAGGCAUUGUGCUGAUUGCAGUCCUAGUCAUUGUCAUAGUGAUUAUCGUCAAGAAUAAGCAAGAGUCUUCUAAAUACGCCAUUAGUGGAGGAACAGCUGAGAUUGACAUACCAUGUAAUAACAACAUGGUGUACGGUGUGUGUGAGAUGGCCCAGCCUCAACCUAUAUACGAGAGUGUGGAAGAGAACAACUAGAAACUCAUGAUAAAUGUGAAUGUUAGCUAUGCAACUGUUGUCGAGCAUGCAUGAAGCUGCAGACUAGUGAUAUCUAUAAUGAUGUCAACAUGCAUGAGGCAAUGACUUUGAUAUAAUUAUCUUUACACAUUUCCGAUGA
Messenger RNA from Halichondria panicea, 1537 nucleotides. RefSeq names its product neurogenic locus protein delta-like. NCBI's taxonomy places the organism in Eukaryota, Metazoa, Porifera, Demospongiae, Suberitida, Halichondriidae. The transcript is spliced from 5 exons. Gene Ontology annotation, molecular function: calcium ion binding. The record is from RefSeq and is a predicted model, not a curated record. Bases 208 to 1398 code for a protein of 396 amino acids.